This is a messenger RNA of Tachysurus vachellii, 1001 nucleotides long. RefSeq lists its product as uncharacterized. Lineage: Eukaryota; Metazoa; Chordata; Actinopteri; Siluriformes; Bagridae. The record is from RefSeq and is a predicted model, not a curated record. Gene Ontology annotation, cellular component: membrane. The transcript is spliced from 6 exons. The coding region runs from base 154 to 699 and encodes 181 amino acids.
AUAUUUUCUCAUCAGCUUUCUUCUGAACACACGCGCUGAACUCGAAGCUGCUCAGAAAGCCAAGACUUUGUUUUCACUUCAUUUUACAGGAUUGUUUUUUUUUUGCUGCUGGUCGAAUUUCUGAGGAAGGUUCGUGAUCCGCGAAGCUGUGUGAUGGCGUGUGUUAAUUUCACUAUGGAUGUGAUAGAGGACCAAGCGGCCAGACGUGAGCUUCAAGGUGAUGAAGGUCCACUGAUUAAACAUUACAGAGUCUCUGAGCUCGUUCCUGGUCCACAGCUUCCUCUGCACCAGUUUAUGAAGCGAGAACCAGCAGUUUGGGCCGCCAUGCAGAUAUGCAGUGGGAUAUUGAGCACUGGACUUGGAGUCGUGUUUGCUGCAUCCUUCAAUAUUGAUAGUCUGCUCCUCAUCUUGUUCAGAGUCCCGAUCGUCACCGGCAUUCUGUUCCUGGCUGCUGGAUUUUUCUCCUUGAUGCUGUACAGAAACCCCAGACUCUUACAGUUCUGUUUUCACUCCAACAUAUUAUGUCUGGUCAUUUCUUCGAUCGGAACAGUGCUGCUGUGUGUGGAUUUAAGCAGCCAAAAUGUUCUUGUCUUUUCGGUGGAACUCCUGGUGCUGUUUGUGACUCUGUUCGACAUACUGAUCUCCAUCGUCCUCAUAUUUCUGAUUAAUGCAGAGAAACGCCGGCAAAGGAAGAAAUGACUCGGCUCGGAUUCUAGUAACUGAUCCGAGUCGAGUUAAUGAAAUAAAUGUUUGCGUUAAAAUAUUCCUACGUGAGAACCGGCUGUACAGAAGCUCGUGGAAAAAACCUCUCAUGACUUUAAACGCUGUUACCAACUAAACAGCUUCAAAGUGUCGUCUGCAUGCGAGUCGGCUCACCGACUCGACUCGUUUAGCUGAAUUUCUAACUGAGAUCCGAUUCAAACAUAUGACGUGUUUUAUGUUUUUCUUUUUCUACCUGUUGCUCCUGCAGUGCAAAUAAAAAAAAACCCAAUUUCAGUGGA